This is a messenger RNA of Tigriopus californicus, 3820 nucleotides long. Its product is annotated as latrophilin Cirl-like. The transcript has 9 exons. Bases 339 to 3536 code for a protein of 1065 amino acids. Gene Ontology annotation, molecular function: carbohydrate binding; G protein-coupled receptor activity. The record is from RefSeq and is a predicted model, not a curated record. Lineage: Eukaryota; Metazoa; Arthropoda; Copepoda; Harpacticoida; Harpacticidae. Gene Ontology annotation, cellular component: membrane.
CUUUCGAGAGUUCAUCCCAACGAGUGAUGGUGAGAGAAAAUCGGCAAGUGUUCAGAUAGCCUUGGGAGCACUGACCAACUUACAUGAACAACAAUAAUAGUGCCUCCAGAUGAUCCUUGUUGAUACAUAUAAGAAUGCACGCCAGAACAAGUGAGCGAGUGAAUAAAGGUUUCGUGCCAAACUCUCACAAGUGAGGAUUUAGUGGGAGCUUUGUGUUCUAAUUCCUCUUAAACCCCGGCUCUAAAAUGCCCUUCAAGUCCUUGAAGGUAAGGGAAUGGAUUAUCGCCAAGGAUGAAGAAGAUCGCUAGUCAGAAUAACGCCGACCAAGUCAUUCCAACAUGAAGACCUCUCACUUGAUCCCAAUUGUCUUCUUACUUUUGGGGCAAGUUACAAGUCAGCCAUUGGAUCCAGAUGACUUCAGUUCCAUGUUCCCGUCAGAAUCGGCGGACCACAAUGGGAUCACUUAUCGGACGGCUUAUGCUUGCCAAGGCCAGACUCUCAAUAUCAGCUGUCCAAACUCUGGUGACGUCAUAAAGGUGAUUCGAGCCAAUUACGGCCGAUUCUCCAUUGCCAUUUGCAAUGAAGAAGGUCGGACGGAUUUCUCGGUCAAUUGUCUGGCUCCAAAUAGCUUCCGAGUCAUGCAGGAAAGAUGUGAUGACCACCCGAUGUGUUUGCUCUCGGCCACAAUCGAGCAGUUUCAAGACGAUCCUUGUAAUAACACGAGGAAGUAUCUGGAAGCGCAUUAUUAUUGUCACAAUGGCACGGAAGUGUCGACCACCACGACCACAACCAAGCGACCUUUACCACCAUGGAUGCGAACCACUCGUUAUUCCACCACAUCAACCACAAUCAUUCCGCCAACGGAUCAAGAAGCCAAAGACGACGCUAAGAGGAGGCGUGUUCCCAUCACGCUCCCCCCAACGCGUCCUCAAGAGUCGCCCGAAUCCAUCCCGGGUGUGCGGGGCAAUGGACAAUCCAAGACCAAGAGCAUCUUGAACAAAUUCCUCAGCUCCUCGAUCUCGUCCACCAAUAUCAUGGACACGAGCGAGACUCCGGUCACCCUUUUAGAUGGAAAACGUGGGAUGGAGAAGGAUGGAGAGAGCACGGCCAUCAUGGUGGAUCCUCAGACCACAUCUAGCACAAGUACAACUCCGGUCCCCACGGCCAAAGUGACGACAGCGACCGUCCCACCCAGCACCACGCCCAAAGCAUGGAUCAGAAAGAAUCACGUGGUCGAUUUUCCCACCACUGAACCUCCGAAACCCAAUCCCAAAGCCAGUUUGGUGGACGAAAGGAGCUUCAGUACCAAUCCUUUGCUGGAAUAUCCUGGCUAUUGUUCCCCUCGUCGAGUUCGAACUCUGGAUUGGAGUUGGACUCGCCCAAACACGGUGGCCGUCAUGCCUUGUCCAUUGACGACGUCGGGCAUGGCUCGAUGGAAAUGUGGACACAAUGGGCGGUAUGUCACGCCUCAUCCGGAUUUGAGCCAGUGUCAGUCGAUUUGGUUGAAGAAGAUCCGGAACCGGCUGAUCCAUGAGCAACUGUCCCUCGUUCAUGUCGCUCGUGAUAUCCUGUAUCAUCUGGGCAGCCAUCCGCUCUUUGGCGGCGACCUUCAGACUUUGGCGGGCGUGUUGGAUCUCAUGACCUCGGGCCUUCGAGGCGAGUUGUCAGGCAUUCCCACCCGUGAGCAGCGAAAGGCUGUGGUGGCUGAAUAUGUCCAAAGUGCGGUGCAUGUCUCGAGCCAGGUGCUGGAGGACCGCAAUGUGAUCAGUGGUGCUUGGAAGGAUCUACCCAGCCUUCAGGAACGGCUCCACGUGUUCUCGGCCUUUUUGACGGUCCUCGAGGAUUCUGGGCUUCUACUCUUGGAAGGAGCAGUGCAAGAUAACCUCGAGACCACUGUUCAAGGCAAGAAUGUCCUGAUCUCAGUGCGCAACGUGAGCUUUCGACAAAUGCUCCCCAUGAAUCUGCCCAGUGAAGCGGCCUUGGCGGCCAAAGAUUGGUCGGGACGCACGGAAUCCGUCAUGGUCCCACCAGUGGUCCUCAUGGAGAACAUGGAGCGAGGUGGGGGAGCCAACGUGGUAUUUGUGAUGAUCAAGAAUGGAAAGCUCAUUGUUAAUGAGGAUCCCAAUCGCGUUAACGACUCUGCAAUCGAUGACAGUGUGCGAAGAGAACCCGUUCAUGGGGAAAGCCUAAUUUCCGAUGCCAAGGAGCCCGUUCCAAAGAACAUGAUUUCCCACGUGCUGAGCGUGGCCUUAGGGGGACCCAAUGCCAAACAUCACGAGCACUUCCUGCCUAAGACGUCAAAGCCCCUGGAGAUCACGUUUCAGCACCUCAUUCCCAAUGUGACGAGUCCUCAAUGUGUGUUUUGGCAUCCUCGACAACAGGAUUGGUCGUUGGAAGGUUGUCAAUUGGUCAAGACCAAUCAAUCUCACUCGAUUUGUUCCUGUGAACAUCUUUCAUCCUACGCUUUGGUGGAUGGAGGGCCACUGGCGGAUCUUAGCCACGAUUGGCCGUGGUGGAUGUGGAUCGCUAUCAUCUUGGUCAUUAGUCUGGUCAGUGUGGGGAUCUUCAUCCUCUUGGCUUUCAUUUGCAUCGUUUGCAAAAGACGGAGAGGCUGGCAGAAACCCUUGAAAGAUGAGGCCAUGGAAUCUCGACCAGGCCUUUGUUGUUGCUUGAAAUCCACCAAAAUGGGCACAUCCCAUUCGGAUAGCUUCCAAGACCAUCAUGAUAUGUUGGAGAGUCCCACAUUCCAUCAAACCAACCCAAGACUUCGUGACGCUCCCGGGGGUCACUUGGAUCGUGGCAUGCACUUGACACUGCGACCGAUGAUUUCCAGUCCUAUGCCCUCCGCGGAUCCUCCGCCGGAUUUGGUGCGAAUGCAACAGUUCAACACGCAGCCAUUUCCCCAAAACACCGCUCCCAGACGUAACAAUCUGCACUAUCAGCCUCAACCUCAAGAGGCCACUCCUUGGCAUCAUCACACCACCCGACCCACCCCAUCGAAUGCGGCCGCUCGAAACAAAUGGCACGGACCCGGGAGUUCCAAAGUGGUGGAGACCCCGGAACGACCCCUCCUCACGGAUUUUCCCUCGCCGGGACAGUUCAGCAAUACCAACCAUAUUUAUAUGGAAGUCCAGGAUCCCUGGCACCAAGGUCAUUACGACAUGGAUCCCAAUUAUUCGCCCACCACCCUGAUGAGCCAACACCAGCCCAUUCACUUGCCCAUCAUGGUGGCGGAGAGCUCGAAUAGCUCGCAGAGUAGUGGCUACGCCAGUGCCACGUUCCAGAACCAGCAGCAAAAGAUGCCCACCGUCCCCACUGGACGGGAUGAGUCUCGGGGGGGUUCUAGUCAGGUGUUCUCGAUCAGUUCCCGGGGACAUCAUCCUACCAAUGGCAGGUUGACCUCGUCGUCCCGCAACCGACCGAAUAACCUGUCUAAAGGAACGAACGGUCGAGCCAAGUAUCAAUAUGCGGGUCGGGAGGACCAUGGUCUGCGGUCACCGGGUUCCAUGUCGGUCGAGCAAACUCAGCUCAUUUAGUAACGCUCUCCGUGAUAUACCACUUCAUGAAAUGUGAACCCAUUACUCAACUUGUCCCAUUUUUAUACACACUAUGAUGAAUCCGUUACCUGGAACAGAUGUACUUUUGUCAAACGUGCGUAAUAUGCAUUAUUACCAUAACUAAUAGCAUCAUUACGAUGAUACUGAUCAAAAGGAAUAUGCAAAUUUGUUACAUUCUCUCUCUAUCAAUAGAGCUCAAGUGGAUGAAUGCAUCGCUAUGUGUGUCUCCCAGAAAUAUACUGCAACUCAAUUGUUCUAGUCGA